Aspergillus alliaceus is the source of this 1493-nucleotide messenger RNA. Its product is annotated as SANT/Myb-like DNA-binding domain-containing protein. The record is from RefSeq and is a predicted model, not a curated record. Bases 303 to 1295 code for a protein of 330 amino acids. The transcript has 3 exons. Lineage: Eukaryota; Fungi; Ascomycota; Eurotiomycetes; Eurotiales; Aspergillaceae.
UACCUGUUUUGGGUCUUUUUGGACUUGGCUAGUGGUUAGGAAAAGUAUGAGUAUUGGGUUCUUUUGAUCAAGGUCACUUGGAUAGUACACGGGGGGAGAGAGGCAGUCAUUUGGUCCCCCGCCUCAGGAAUCAGCCCACUGCUCGCAUCCAAAUAUCGGAAGAACUGUCACUCCCUCGACGAAGUGUCAUCUAUCUGCGUGGACACCUCCACGUCCCGCUUAGAAGUACUUUUUCUCUCUCCUCUUUUAUAAACGUGGUUAGGUAGCCUGCCAGGGCUUUUAUGCUCUAGCAGCGCUGAUGUAUGUCUGCGACGCUGGCGGAUCCAUACCGUGACUAUGUUGAUUACGCUCAUCAUGCCAGCUGCAAGCCCGAGGAACAUACAAGUACGCUUGUUUACCAAACACAUCAGCCACAACUUCAGCAUCCAAAAGAUCAUUCCUUCCCGCAAGGAAGUUCGCGCAGCACGGUAUUUGAGCACCAUCAUGCAAGCGCGACCGUUCUCCCAGCCGCGAACCACCAAUCAACAGUCCAUGGUAUCUCCCAACCAGUUGUCCUCACCCCGGCCCAGAUGCUUUCACGACAGCUUCCAGUACAAUAUACGCCGAACAACUUCGAAAUCCCGUCCAUACAGCGUGGUAAGAAGCGGCACCAUUCCGAAACUGAGGGAGAAGGUGAUGACGCAAAUCAUCCGAUCAGGCCACAGUUAUCCAUCCUACCUUCAGAAUCAUCGACUGAGCCAACACACCACUCACCUGAGAUGCUCUUCUCGGUUCAUGGAGACUCGACGCAGCAUCAUCAGAUGCAAAGCCACGACCUUGGACCACAGGAUUCCGUGGCCCUCCCUCAACAUCAUCACCACCAUCGGCUGCCCCCACACGCAUCGCUGCGCGACUCCCAGCGCCAUGGUAUGAAUGUGGAGUCAUCUCCGUUCCCCUCUGGGCCGCCAAGCGUCGUGGGACAGCCUGGGAUGCCUGAACCAGCACCUAGGCCUCGGGGACCCAAGCUCAAGUUUACUCCAGAAGAGGACGCGUUGCUAGUAGAACUGAAAGAGAACAAAAACUUAACAUGGAAACAAAUCGCCGAUUUCUUCCCGGGUAGAACAAGUGGAACAUUGCAAGUUCGAUACUGCACCAAGUUGAAGGCUAAAGACGUGGCAUGGAGCGAUGAAAUGGUCCAGCGGCUGCAGCGUGCAAUUCAAGAGUAUGAGAAUGACCGUUGGCGUAUUAUUGCGGGGAAAGUCGGCAACGGCUUUACACCAGCAGCUUGUCGAGAACGGGCUUCUCAGCUUGAAUGAGCUCCCUGCUGGUUACGAGAGAAUAUGGUCCAUUAGCGCCGGCGUACGCUCUUCUAAUAUCUCUUUUAUUACGUCUUGUUCAUUACCCCUUUGUUUAUUUUUUUCUUUGUAGGCUGUAAUGGGAAUUUGAUGGCCAUGGUUUAGGUCUAUACCGGACAGAUCGGUGCAAGGUAGAGGAUAAUGUAUGUAUCAUAUCCA